UAUGACCAACUCGAAACGUAAGCCCACAACGCCAAAAUCCUCAGAAACUUCCACAGAAACUAAAUCCGCAACCACAGAUAAUGUAAAGCUCACGACAGAAUCAAAGGAAGAGGAGCAAAAGAAACAGGAGAAGACGUCUCCAGAGAGCAACACAACUGCUCAGCUUUUUAAAAUCUGCUUUGGACACGAGCUGCAUAACUUUAACAACUUGAAUAGUUUUACAUGUUGGCUGCAACGUCCUGUAGAUGGAGCUGCCCUGGGUGUAUUUCGAAUGCUCUUCGGGGCCAGCAUGUUGAUUGACAUUGCCGAGGAGCGAGGAGGCAGCCAGCUGGAUGUGCGCUAUGGAGAACCCCAACACUGUCAUUUUCCACUGUUCAGUGGGAUGAGGGCUUUGGAGUAUCCAUUCAUGGGCUGCAUCUACAUCUGCAUGUGGCUGGGGGCUUUGGGAAUAAUGCUUGGCUAUCGAUUUCGAUGCAGCUGCUUGACCUUUAUCAUGUGCUAUUGGUAUAUAUUUCUGCUGAACAAGCCGGCGUGGAAUAAUCACAGCUAUCUCUUUGGUCUGACGGGCACACUUUUGCUGUUCACUCAGGCUCACAGUUACUGUUCCCUGGACAGUUGGCUUCAACCACAGCUAAGGCAACCGGUGCCUUAUUGGAAUUACUUUCUCAUUAAAUUCCAGUUCUUUAUACUCUACAUGUACGCGGGAUUGAAGAAGUUUUCGCUGGAAUGGCUGUCGGGUUAUGCCAUGUCCAGUCUUAGCCAACAUUGGGUAUUCGCACCAUUCCGUAAGCUGCUGGAUGGGGAGCUCAUUGAUCUGUUGCUUAUCCAUUGGUUUACGGCCAUCUUUGAUCUUUCCAUUGCCUUCUUUAUGACCUGCGAUAGAACUCGUCUCCUUGUUACCCCAUUCAUGAUUGGUUUUCAUUUGAUGAACUCGCGAUUGUUUGCUAUAGGCAUGUUCCCUUGGGUCUGUCUGGCGGAGGUGCCGCUCUUCUUUGGCUUUAGCUGGCCACGAAGGAUACGUGGCCUGGACAAGUCAACAACAAUGAAAGUCAAAGAGUCUCCAAUUCAAGGCAAUCCUGGAUUUAAGGCCCAACUACGUAGCUGCAUCAUCCUCUUUUACUGCGCCCUACAAUUAUUCCUGCCCUAUUCCCACUUCAUCACAAAGGGUUACAACAACUGGACCAAUGGACUUUAUGGUUAUUCCUGGGAUAUGAUGGUGCAUUCCUACGAUACAGUGCUGACGUCCAUUAAGAUUGUAGACAAUGACAAUCAGAAGGUGCAUUACCUAAAUCCCUAUGCAUUCACUGAAUACGAGCGCUGGACAAAGUCCGCCGACAUGGCAGUGCAGUAUGCCAAGUGCAUAGAACGAAAUAUACAUGAGGACAUGGAAAGGCAUCCACAAAACAGUCCAUUGACCAGUACCAAUAUUUCCAUUUACUUUGACAUUUGGUGUUCCAUGAACCAACGCUUUCAACAGCGCGUUUUUGAUCCUCGCGUGGAUCUGCUGAAGGCUCCUUGGUCGCCCUUUAAACAAACUCCCUGGUCAUUGCCGCUACUCACGGAGCUAAAUCAUAUGCGUCCGAAAUUAAAAACAAUUGCCAACGAGGUGCUGGCCUGGAAUAACUACUCGGAUGUCAUAUUUGUGGCUGAUUUUCCUGGCCUAACGCUGAGCAACUUCAUCGCUCCGGCUUUGUUCAACUGCACGCUGACCAUACUCGAGGGUAAUGUGCGCUACAAGAGUUCCAAUGAUGAGGAGUCAUACUUUCUGACAGCUGGCAAGAGCAUUGGCCUGGAGAGCAAUGCCACACACUAUGUGACCACUAUUGGUCAAAAGCCAGCCUCCUAUCUGUACACCUAUGUGAACAGAACAAUGCAGGAGGAGAAUAUACAGAUUGAUGAUGAUGGACUGACCAAGGAUCGUCCAAUUUUGCCACUCUGGAAGGAAUUCAAUCAACGUAUUGCUAACUACCAACAGUUCCUUACGCAUUUGGCCAAUUGUGUGCUGUAUUUGCUGUACGAUGUCCCCAUCCCAAUGUCCAUACGAGAGAGAGUUUAAGAAUGAAGCAGCUGAGAUCAUUUGUAUUUCCUUGCCUAUCCCUAAGUGUCGCAAAAUGUGUGGGUGAUAAAACUGAUAAUAAAUGUUUAAUGUUAUACCUCUGAAA
Messenger RNA from Drosophila innubila, 2162 nucleotides. Its product is annotated as vitamin K-dependent gamma-carboxylase. The record is from RefSeq and is a predicted model, not a curated record. The coding region runs from base 2 to 2056 and encodes 684 amino acids. Gene Ontology annotation, molecular function: vitamin binding; gamma-glutamyl carboxylase activity. NCBI's taxonomy places the organism in Eukaryota, Metazoa, Arthropoda, Insecta, Diptera, Drosophilidae. Gene Ontology annotation, biological process: peptidyl-glutamic acid carboxylation. The transcript has 3 exons.